CCUGGUUCUCUGCACCCCAGGUUUCUGGUAUUCCUGAUAAAUUCCCUUCUGUCUUCCUUCAGUUUUAUUGCCCUCUGGACUUCCAGUUAUUGCCAGAAAUUACAAAGUUCUACACUGACUGAUUUUUAUGUUGUUUCUUCAGGCUUUGCUGUGGUGUGCCUGCUGCUGUUAACUGUGAUGACAAUUUCAGACCCUUCAACUCAAGUCUUGAUAGAGAAAGGUGAUUGUUACUUUCAUGUAAUAUCUUUCAGAACAAAAAACCAACAACAACUUGAUUUUCAUUUGUAUGCACAUGGUUUCAUGGACAGUUUAAGGGUAUUCACAUUAGAUUAUCUCAUUGCAGUCUUGAGACUUUUGUCUUUUAGGUGUGAUUUUUUGAAUGAAUAGUGGCUACUCAUUCACAGUCCUGUUCUGUCAGUGUGAGCCCUCAUAUUUUUCACCAUUUGAUGCUUUUCAGUUAAAACUUAGAAUUCUGUUGCCUUGUAAUCCUGACCUGUAAUACGUAUUGCCUUGUAUCAGGCUGUGGUGUAUCUUUCAAGUUCCAGUUUUUAUCAAACCUAUGCCCACUGAGUCACUAAGACUGCAGAUCCCAAAUUGCAGAUUUCCUUCAAAAAUAGACAUUCCAAGUCUGCUUUCUAUUGGGGUGAGACUAUUUGGAUAUAAAAUUUAAAUUAAACCUGGAUAAUGUGUGCCCAAUUGAAAACAGCAUUGGCAGGCAGCAGCUGCAGCAGGGAAGAGCAUAUAUCUCUUAGUCUCUAAAUAUACAAAGAGAGAAGGCUAGGGGUUUUUUUGUUUGUUUUUUUUUUUUUUUUUACUCUCUGUGGCACUGGUGAAAGCAUAACCAUGCUGACAAAGCUAUAGCUGGGUGAUUUAUGGUGCAGUACUUCCAUGAGGAGAUAUCAAAAGGGGAGUCCAGUAGAACCCAAGUACCAGCCAAAUCAGCUGCCUGUCAGUAAUACCAGCCUGGGUAGAAAUGGAUGGAGACAAUGUACUAUGAUUGGCAAAGAACAAGAAUAAAAAAAAAAAACAAAAAAAACAUUAGGUGAAACAGGAGCACCCUGGGAAUAGAAUUGUUUCAAGGAGCCCCUGUUGGCUAACAGAGACUGAGGACAAAUACCAAACAGCCUCAGCUGAAUAAGCUUUAAACAUUUUAUAGAAAGCUGAAGCAGAGUACCUUAGCCUAAUUCAACCUAUUUAUAUGAGUGUUUUGUGAACUUAAUUACAAAUUUUGAAUGUUUCCAAAUGAUUUGAGUGUUUUUGUUACAAUGACUUGUCUAGCCGGGCUUCUCAACAGAAAGUUGCCUGGAAGGAGAAGCUACCUAGACACUGUAAAUAUUUCUCAUCUUGAGGUGUUUGUGAUCUCAAAUGACUCCAGAACUUGCAGAGACUAUUUUAAAUCAAUUCAGUGAGUGAAGGCUUCAGUGAUUGCUCAUGCUGUCUCUGGUUAGUUUUUUGUUGAUUAUCUGACUGGUUGGUUGAUUUUUUGCUUUUGUCUCUUGGUGUUAGUCGUAUGACUGUCUGCGUUUAUGUGAAGUGUUUCAGUAGGCUCUGAAGUCAACACCCAGGCACACUGAUAUCCCAGGUUACCAUGGAGUAUUAAAGGCUACAUGGAAGUGACAGCUUGCACUCAGUAACUAUGUGUCUUACAUUAAAGGGUCUGGCUAUGUAGUUAAGUCCAUCACUGAGCUUCCAGGAACCUACCAGACACAUGGGAAUAGGUGCCUUCCCUCAAACAACAGUCAGCAAAGACGGGAGCAGCUUGUGGAGCUCAGUACUCUUGAAAUUGAGAUGAGCAGGUGGUCUCUAAAGCAGCUAUUUGUUUCACAUGUGCCCAGAGACAGGAUAACUUGUGAUUACAGGAAGAAGCUGAUAUGAGGGAAAGGGCUUGAGACUGCUUUUGAAUUAUAGGUGUCUAAAAUGAUGGCAGCAUAAGAAAUGGUAGACACAAAGGCCCCUGAGCCCCGUAAGCCUUUAAUCUACAAUGCCCAGAAUAAUGGUGAAAAAAAAGCAGAGAUACAUCUCAAGUGUCUGGCUUAUUUCCCCAUCUAAAUUAACUGUAAGCACCAUAGUUAUUUACAACAUGCAAAAAGUGUAAAGAUGAUAGUUAAAGUACUUACUUACUUUAUAGAGACAACAUAAAUACUGUUGCAUGCAAAUCUCCCACAAACAGCAGCAGGAGUUUUAACUCUGGAUGACUUCAGGAUUUGGUAUAGUCUUUACUAGGUGGUGAUUUUUUCAAUGAACAAGGAAAAAUGAUGUGAAAGGAGUUGAUAACAUUACAGACCCUUUCUUUUUGUGAUCUCUCCUUAAUUUAACAACUCAAAAGUGGUAACGACAGAUUUCUAAAAGUUACAUGCAUGAUUCAACUGUACCACAAUUCUGCUACUAGAUUCACUCAAACUAUUGUUUCAUGAAAAACUUCUUAUGAAGUCUGCCCCAUAGGAUGCACUGUAGUGGGGUUUUCCUUGAACGCAUCAGACAUCUUGUUUAGGAGCAAAUUUUGUGUUUCAUUUUCCUAUCUUACCCUAUCAAGGUUUAUUGUUUUAUACUUUAUACUUGAUCCUGCAUCUUUUUUCCAUCCAAGUUUUUUAUCAAUGACAAACUAUGUGGCCUGAGCAACUUUGAGAAGUCCCUCUGUCCCAGGGCGCGUGUUUGAGCCGCUGUACAGAUCAAGCUGUUAGCAAAGCAGUAAUUUCUAACGAGAAGAGCUGAGUAAGCUGUGGUAAGUAGGGGGUUUUCUAUCGAGAAGAGAGAGGUUGUGUCCCUGCCUCCCCGUGUCACAGCCCUGCGGGGCGGUGCUCGCGGGGCCUGCGGCCGGGGCGGGGGCGGCCCGGCCCUGCCUGGCGCGGAGCCGCUUCCCCCUCGGCGGGGCUGCGCCUCUUAAGGGCGGCGCGGCCGGCCCCAGAGCGCCGCCAGCUCUCCGGCCGCGCUGCCGUGCUCGGUCCGGGCGGUCCGCAGCGCAGCCGAAGCCGACAGCGGGCAGCCCCAUGCGGCACGGGCGGCCUUAGGCUGCGCGUCGGCCGCAGCAUGCCGCUCCCUCUGCGCCUGGCGUGGCUGUGCUGGCUCUGCAGCGUCUGCCGCGGGUACUUCGAGGGGCCGCUGUACCCGGAGAUGUCCAACGGGAGCCUGCACCACUACUUCGUCCCUGAUGGGGACUACGAGGAGAACGACGACCCCGAGCGGUGCCAGCUGGUGUUCCGGGUGAGCGAGCAGCGGCAGUGCGGCGCGGUAGCGGCGGGCGGCGGGCUCAGCCUGCGCGAGGAGCUGACGGUGCUGGGGCGGCAGGUGGAGGACGCGGGCCGGGUGCUGGAAGGCAUCGGCAGGAGCAUCUCCUACGACCUGGACGGCGAGGAGAGCUACGGUGCCUACCUGCGCCGCGAGUCCGCCCAGAUCAGCGACGCCUACUCCAGCUCGGACCGAUCCCUGAGCGAGCUGGAGGGCAAAUUCCGCCAGGGCCAGGAGCAGGGCGGCCGGGAGGAGUCCCGUCUGAGUGACAGCUUCCUGGGGCUGCUGCUGCACGCCCGCGCCCUGCUCCGCGAGACCCGCCACGUCUCCAGCGGGCUGCGUGACAAGUACGACUUGCUGGCCCUCACGGUGCGCAGCCACGGCGCCCGCCUCAGCCGCCUCAAGAACGACUAUCUCCGCGCCUGAGCGCGGAGCGGCCGAGCCCGGACCAACACCGGCUUCUAGACACCCCGAGCCCUGCCGCCGGCCCCCCGGAAUGCACAACCCUGCUGUCCGCCUGGAAGGAGCACCUCCUUGGACAAACCCUAGAAUUACGAAGCUCGGAAAAGACCUCCGAGAUCGUCAAGUGACUGAACACCACCACGCCCACUAAACCAUAUUGAGAAGUGCCACAUUUGCUCAUUUUAGAACGCUUCCAGGGAUGGUAACUCAACCAAAAUACAUUCUUCUUCAUGGAAAAAAACCUUAUUUAUUUUACCUUCUAAACAAAUAGCACAGUUCUAUAAACCAGGAGGUUUGAGGUAUGUUUAAGUUAAUAUCCCAUAUACCCUCUGUUAUAUCAUUCAUCUUUGGUCACAAAAUGAAAUAAGCUUUCUCAUCUGUGACUCCCUGUUGUUUGUUUUUGUAUCACCUGUUCUGCUGUGGCUCACCUGCCCUAAGUGUAGCUGAAGUGAGGUGCUGGCCAGCUCGUUCCAGACUCCUGUGUAGCAAAUACUUAAAUUGCUUUUGUUGUUAGUCCUUUAGGAUGACACCCCUGGCCCUCCAUUAACUUCAUUUCUAAUGAUAUGUAUUAUAUGCUCCUUAAAUGUCCUUCCACUGCAUAAAGCUGUUAUUUUCAUUUGUGUUUGGAAAGAUGGGAACUAUUGUGGCAGGAUUUGUACUUCCAGGCUUGCUUAUCUGUGACUCUAAGCUAUCAUAACCCUAGGAGGCAGCCAAAAAGGCUUAUGUCAGAUCCUGAGAAUGCUGGUGGAAAUUUUUAUAGCAAAAAGAAUGAGCCCUAGUGCUGAUUAGAGUUUUGGAUCCCAUAUUUGAUAGCCAGGAGCAUGUUUCUAAAAAAGACGAAAAGGUUUUGUGUGUGCAAGCACAUUGACUUUUCCUGUUGGUGACUUUGUACUUUUGCUAGCUAAGUUAUUAAUGUAACUUUGUGGUCCUAGACAACAGCAAAAGUGCCUGAUGGGAACGAGGGUGGAGGUUUUAGACUCAUUGCUAUUUAACUGACAAUUUUGGAUAAUGGGGCUAUUAGGUUACAGAUACUGCAGGCAGAACACCUCUUGGGAUGAAAAGAGUUUAUAGGUUGUUGUAAUAAAUAUUUGAAAACAAUGUUAAAGUACAUUUUUGUUAUUGCUUUCCAAAACGCUCUUGAUUUUAAAACGUUCUCUUGAAAUGUGCCUUUUCAGCAAACCAUUCAAAGCUUGUAGCCCCUGCCAAGUGAAAUAACUUGUGUUUUAGUAAAAACAAAUAAAAAUUUACAGACUCAUGAGGUUACAUGAAAUGCAACAAUACAAAAGGGCUUGUGGGGCAGACUUUUUUGAGUUUUUAAGCCUUUUUAAGCACUCAUGGAAGAGAAGCUGAUGUACUUCUGAGGUGUGUUCUUGUUAACCCUGCUCCCAUUUAGUAAUACUUCAGUCUGCAAACCAUUCAGUAGGUAAGUUACUCAGCAGUACAGUUGGUCAACAUAAGUCAGCUUGGACUAGUGUGCUGAAGGCACCAGGAAAGUCAUGAAGGUAGGUGCUUAAGGAACCAGACAGCUCAUUUUGCUGAAGGCAGUGAAAUUUAGCCUACUGGCAAGAUACUUUAGAUGUCAUUUUGCAUUUUUAAGUCCUCAGUAUCUUUAAAGAUUUACUGAAAAAAAAAGGAAACAUUUUAUAUUGGUUGACUCUGGUGGAAUCGCUCAGUGUUAUUUUUCUGUUCUCAAGUUAGAAACUAUAUGACAAGUUUUAGCUCUUAAAGAUUCAUUUAUUUGUGAUGCUUUCCUUGCCACUAGAGACGGAUGGCACAACAGAAGAGUGAGCCGAGUCACUGAGUCUUAUGUGCUCACUAUCUUAGCAAAACAUAAUAGCAUUUCUGGGCUGGACCAAGCUCUAGAAGCGCCUGAGACCAGUCUCCCCCGAAGAUGUCAUGCAGUUCCAUUUGUGCCCAGAAGCUUCUUAAAGAAAAUUUAAGUCUGUGUUUUACCCACUUUGAGUCAUUUGUUACAUGAAUUGUAAACAUCAAUAAAUAAACAGAAAUGGCAUGACUGUGCUAUUUUUUAGGUAUAUGAGAACAGUAUUCAAAUCCUAAUAGAAAAAUAGUAGUAGUGUAAAGCACAACUUCUUGGAUAUCCUUUAAGAAGCUUGACUAUUCUAUUUGCAGUAGCAAAUGUUUGGUCAAGCUGAAACUAUUCCAGUGUAUGCAGCAUACCAAAAGAGUAAAUGUUUGCAGAAUGCUUACAUUUCAAAGCAGGAGAUGUGUGAGUAUUUACAGUAUAACUCAUUCCACUCAAUGCCCUGUAAAUUGUAAUCUAAUGAAACAAGACUGUGGUACUUUACAAUCCACACUAAUGUUUCAUAUGAUAAAUAUGAAUUCUUGAUGUUUCAUGUUUCAGUAAAAUAUAAACAUUUUUUUAUUUUAAAUAUGGCAAUAUUCUGUUUUUGUUUCAGUAGCAUUGAUUUUUGAAGGCUUUAAAUGGUCCUUUCUAGGAGAAAAUAAAGAUACCUGAGUCUGGUCUAUGUAUAUGUUCACACAUUUAAUACAAAUAGUCAAUCUUAUGUCGAUUUGAUGAAGCCAAUACAAAAAUCUUUUAGGACAUUUAAAUCUACUAGAGUUUGAUUUGCAUCAUUUUGGCUGACCAAGCAAAUUUAUAUGUUAAAUAUAUAAUUUUUGAUAUAUUUGUCAAAAUAUAAAUUUUGAUAAAAUUUAUCAAAGCUGAGUCAGAGCUGAUACAUAAAGUGGUUUUUAUAGAGCUGCCUGCAAGAACUGAGUGCUUAGUGAUAUUCACCAGUUGAAAGUUUUAAAUGCAAUUUUUUUCUUUAAAAACUAUGGAAACUAUAUUGCAAUAUUCUUUGCAAUCUUAUAAAUGUCUUGCUUUUGCUUUUUACCUGAAAAAAACUUAUUAGUUUGGAAGGUAUGAAGAUCCCCUGGAUCUGGAUCUUCAUACGGCUUAUUUUAAACAGUAAAGGCUCUUCUAUCAUUGAAAAUUUGGUAAUUAUUUUUAAGCCGAGAACUUUAAAAGGAUAUUUGUAGCAGCAGUCAUCCCCAUUAUGUCUUUCUGUUAUGUUAAAAUAUUGUAUUGGUAUUAGAUUCAUUUUUCUUUUUCAGAAUGUAGAAGUUCGAGCUAAAAUUGAGCUGACAGUGGGGUUUUUUUGUAGUUUUUUAUGAUUUUCAAAACAUGUAUUAUUUCUGAAUGUAUUAAAGAGUUAAUGGUGCUGAAGAGCAAACUAUGAUUUUCUGGAUAAAAAAAUGCUGCAGCUGGAACAGUCAUAGAGAGCUCACUUAAUACUUAAGCUUUUCAUCAGGGGGAGCAGGCUACCCAGAGAAGGUGUGGAUGCUCCAUCCUUGAAAGUUUUCAAGGCCAGGCUAGAUGGAGCUCUGAGCAACCUGGUCUAGUGUCUCUACCCAUGGCAGGUGGAUUGGAAUGAGAUGAUCUUUAAGGUCUCUUCCAACUCAAAGUGUUCUAUGAUUAGAGUCAAAGCAAGGCACUAAGGAACUCACCUGCACUUCUCUCCAGGAAGCUCACUUUUGGAGGCAGUGCUCUGAUGUGGGCAUUCUCAUAUCCACUGAUAUACACAGAACAGAAGAAGCUCAGAGUAUGCAGAAAACCCUUAACAAAAGCUUGAGAAAGGAAAAUGUACUUGCCUUGUGCCAAAUUAAUGGAUAGGAAUUCAGAGGGGAGUGUGCAAACUGGAUUUCAAAACUGCAGUUUUCAGUUUCACAGGUUGACUUACCCAGGACCAUCAACACAAAGAGAAGUCAAGCGAAGCUUUCAAAACCUUGGUGAGCCUUUAAAAAAACCUUAUGUGUGCCAAGCUGGAGUGUAUGAAUUGUCUGAAGCUAAAUUAUUGCUCCUAUUGGUUGUCACAUACUGAGAUGCAGUUUGGCAAGACAUAAACCUCAUUAGCAAAAAAUAUACCUGGCUUAGUCACUAGAAACAACCUUGUGAGCUACAGAGCUCUGGUUAUAAUCUUGUCUAGGAAAUGUGUAUUUUGUGGAGAAAUUCUAUUGGAUGUGUCUAUUAGUGUUGGUGUGGCUGUUUAUUUACAUGGUCUUUAUGUUGCUUUACCAGUUUCUUGCUCAUCCUUUUUGAAUAUCAAUUUUGUGACUAUUAAAGAAAUUUUCAGCUAA
Molecule: messenger RNA, 7785 nt
Organism: Taeniopygia guttata (zebra finch)
Lineage: Eukaryota; Metazoa; Chordata; Aves; Passeriformes; Estrildidae
Gene: FIBIN
Product: fin bud initiation factor homolog
Source: RefSeq, a predicted model, not a curated record